Messenger RNA from Trichoderma aggressivum f. europaeum, 774 nucleotides. RefSeq lists its product as uncharacterized. The record is from RefSeq and is a predicted model, not a curated record. Gene Ontology annotation, biological process: fatty acid beta-oxidation. The transcript is spliced from 6 exons. Gene Ontology annotation, molecular function: enoyl-CoA hydratase activity. NCBI's taxonomy places the organism in Eukaryota, Fungi, Ascomycota, Sordariomycetes, Hypocreales, Hypocreaceae. Bases 1 to 774 code for a protein of 257 amino acids. Gene Ontology annotation, cellular component: mitochondrion.
AUGUCCGGAUCUGGAUCUACGCUCAGAGGACUCGUUCAAGUUUCCUCCCCGGCUGAUGGUGUCAGAACCAUCACCUUCAACCGACCGCAGAAGCGGAAUGCUCUGUCCAGUGAGCUUCUGGCCGAAUUCCUCACCGAGCUGUCCGCGGCUUCCAAAGAUGCUGCCGUCAAGGUCAUUGUCCUUACGGGCUCUGGCGGGUUCUUUUCGGCCGGCGCCGAUCUCAAGGAUAUCGCCGCGCUCGACGCGGCUGCUGCCCGAUCAAGCAGAUAUCUCGAAAAUCUUUGCAAUGGCAUGGCGGCUGUACGGAAGCCUCUUCUGGCAGCUGUUGAAGGACCUGCACUUGGGGGUGGGUUUGAAGUUGCACUUAUGUGUGAUAUGAUAUUUGCAUCCAAGAGCCGAACCUACUUUGCCCUGCCCGAAGUCAAACGGGGGCUGAUUCCCGGCGCGGGGGGCACUCAACGGCUUACGGCAGCGCUCGGCAAGUUCAAGGCAAUGCGAACUAUUCUUUUGGGCAAACCCAUCACUGCCGAGGAAGGACUUUCACAUGGUCUUGUUUGCGAACUCUUCGAAGACGGCAAGGUGCUUGAAGAAACUGUCAAGGUGGCCGCCGAUCUGGCCGCGAAUGCGACCGAAGCUAUGCAGCUUGCCAAAGAGGCCAUCUGUCGUGCUGAUAGUCUUGGGCGUGAUGACGAAUUCGAGAGGACUCUGUAUUACAUCACGAUGGGAACGGAGGAAAAGGUGAAGGGGGUGAAUGGAUUCCUCAAGAAGACUUGA